GUAGGAUCUUGCUGGGCGUUCUCCACGGUAUCAACAAUAGAAGGGAUCACCAAGAUCAAGACAGAUAAGCUGAUCUCUCUGUCGGAGCAAGCACUCGUUGACUGCGACUUCUCCAAUGGUGCGUGCGAUGGGGGUUGGCAGGACAAAGCAUUCGCCUUCGUCACCUCAACCGGCGGCAUCACCACCGAGGCCAACUAUCCAUACCUAGGAUAUCAAGGUAUCUGCAACAUCACGAUGCUUUCAGACCACGCAGCUUCCAUCGCCGGCUUCGAGUACGUACCGGUGAACGACGAGAAGGCGCUGAUGGCGGCGGUGGCCAACCAACCUGUGUCGGUGAGCAUCGAAGCCAAAGGGACCGACUUCCAGUUAUACACAGGAGGGAUCUUCUCCGGGCCGUGCGGGACUGACCUUGAUCACGCCGUCACUGCUGUUGGCUACGGGACGUGGCAGGGAACUAAUUACUGGAUAGUGAAGAACUCAUGGGGCAGACUGUGGGGUGAGAAGGGGUACGUACUGAUGCGGAAGGACGAUGCAGCAAAAGAGGGACUUUGCGGCAUCGCCAUGGCCGCUUACUUUCCAACCGCGUGAUGAAGGCUUGGUGGUGAAUAGAGUUCACGAACGCGUUCUGCUUGUUUUCAGAUUAAAUUCAUUUUGAUGUUUGAAAAAUAAAUUAUUUUAUUUAUAGUC
Musa acuminata subsp. malaccensis (wild Malaysian banana) is the source of this 687-nucleotide messenger RNA. RefSeq names its product vignain-like. The record is from RefSeq and is a predicted model, not a curated record. Gene Ontology annotation, molecular function: cysteine-type endopeptidase activity. Lineage: Eukaryota; Viridiplantae; Streptophyta; Magnoliopsida; Zingiberales; Musaceae. Gene Ontology annotation, cellular component: lysosome.